This is a messenger RNA of Sander lucioperca (pikeperch), 2584 nucleotides long. RefSeq names its product interferon alpha/beta receptor 1b-like. Lineage: Eukaryota; Metazoa; Chordata; Actinopteri; Perciformes; Percidae. The record is from RefSeq and is a predicted model, not a curated record. The transcript is spliced from 9 exons. The coding region runs from base 84 to 1373 and encodes 429 amino acids. Gene Ontology annotation, molecular function: interferon receptor activity; protein binding.
UCCGAGCAUUAUAUACUGUCUGGUCGGAGACGAUUUGUCCAUGUGAAAAACUGUCAGUAACGUCACCUCGAAGAAUAUCAACCAUGUCGGCUGCUUUUUACGUCUGCCUUGUCUUUUGGUGCCUCCAAACCAACGCUGGUCCGACUCCGGCAGUGGUCUCUGUGUCUAGAAAAGUGAAUCUGCAGUAUACCGUCGCAGCAGAGCUGGCCCCACCGGAGAACCUGACCCUGAUCACCCUGAACACCAACUACACCCUGAGCUGGGAUUGGGACCAGAGUUUUGCAGAGGGACACGCUGUCAACUUCACCACACAAUAUGUGGCGAAGUUCAAGCUAAAGUCUAAGAGAAAGAGUCCAGUGUGGGAAACGGCAUGUGAGAAGACGUCACAUAGGUCAUGUGACCUUACAAAGUUCAACCUGUACUACCUGGGCAUUUACGUGCUUCGUGUACAAGCCAGUGUGAACGGGCGUGUCUCCGACUGGAUGAUGAAGGAAUUCUGCCCUGAUAAAGAUGCUGCUGUGGGUCCUCCAUCCAGAGUGGAUCUUUCUCCUGCUGGAAGUGGCCUGGACAUUAUCAUCUCUGACCCUCUGACCAGCACCAACAGCUCCAUGAAGGACCAUAUCCCAGACCUGAACUACCACAUCCUCUACUGGGAACGCUCCGUAGACCCACAGGCCUUAGAACCCCAGACGUUGGCUAGCAAGGCCACCGUGGUGACUCUGUCGGACCUGAAGGCCUGGACCUGGUACUGUGUGAGCGUCCAGUCACACUACGACUUCUUCAACAAGAAGAGCAGCUUCACCUCACCCCACUGCAUGCAGACCGAAGGUGCCAUUCCGUGGUGGCAGAUCUUGGGCUACUUCCUGCUCUCUCUGGUGAUCUGCUUCUUGUUGGUGCUAGUCAUAAUCUGCAGCUCCUUUUGGUUCUUCAAGACUGUUAAGGCGACGUUUUACCCCUCCAACCAGCUGCCGCCACACUUCCAGUAUCUUUGUGACUCAUCUGAGUCUGACAUUCCUUGCCUCCUCACCCCGGAUUCCAACUCGGAGCUGUUGUGUGAUAAGGUGACCGUCUGUCCAAAACCACCGGUCCUGGAAAUCCACAUCCCUCCCCCUGAGGCCCUGCCGGUGCCCCCGUCAGACAGCAGUGGCAGACACAGUCGCCAGGGCAGCGGCGGCAGCGGAGACUCAGGAGUGUACUCCACAGGGUGCAGCUCGGGCCUGAGGCAGCCCGACAGCAUUCAGUCGUCCUCGGGGGACGAAGACUCCGGGCAGGGUUUCCUUGACUUGGAGCAGGUGAAGAUGAAGGACAUGGCUCCAGGGCUCAAGACUCGACUUCUGAUCACCGACGAGGGCGUUGUUGACAUGUGUGUAUGAAGGCAAGGCACGCACACGAAAAAGACGUUUGUUGAGAAGAGCAUGACGCGAGGAUGAGGAAGGAUAGGGGUAGAGGUUUGUGGAAAAUGUGCAGUGUGCCUUUUCUCCAGCUGUCACUGUGAAAUGAGAGGAAACCGUUAUUUAAAAAUAAGAAGAAAAGUGUGGAAAAAGAAGAUAAUGUGUGACCGACUCACACGGGAACAAAACAAUGUGCUGUGAUGUUUCCAACUGCCAAGGAGGAUACAUGCGGUUUUCACGGUCUUACAGAUGCAGGUCCUCAUGUCGCCUACGGUUCCUUCCUGAUUUUAAUGUUGUACAUUUCCUUUCCCUCAUCUCCAACAGCCACAGUCUUAGCCUUCAUGCUGUGAAUGGUUGAAAGGUCCCUCUAAUCUGACUAAAUGUGGGUGAGAGGACAAGCUAAAUUUAUACUUCUGCUGCUGUGCGUCUAUGUGGGCUGAUGCAUGUUGGGACCACAACUGUCCUGAAAUCCCACCUUCCGGCUCUGAUGUCCAAUCAAACUUCUGCGGCAUCUUUGGUGUCCCAUGUUGAGACGAGCCUCUCUCUGGGAGCUGUGGGGCCAACCAUCUCUGCAGCUCUGCAGAAAGAUGGUUUGCAUAGUAUAAAUUAGACAUUGCGUAUCUAUGAGUGUAUAUAUGAAGCCUAGUCUGCAUUAAUAAUGAUUUUCAGAGUCAAAUCAUGGUUUUACUGUCAUUGUGCUUUAAUGGGUUCACAUAAGUAGCCUAAAGGUGCUAAUUAGGUAGCAUUAAAUAUAGGGCUUGACGAUUAAUCGAAAAUGUAUUGACAUCGAACUUCUGAUGCUGUACCAGUCAGCCGCAUGGAAAGCUUCAUGGAGGAUAACUCAAACACCGAGUCCCAGUCAACUGAGCAACUUGUGCCCAAAAAACUGCAGUGUCCGUCGUCUGGGAACAGUUUGGCUUCAGAAAGAGAUGAUUUAACACAACGUGAUUAAUUAUCAAUCAUUUAUCGUUAUCGAGGUAGAAUGUGCCAUUAAUCAUGAUUUGGAUUUUAGGUCAUAUCGUGCAGCCCUUAUUAAAUAAACAUAAGCAGAUGAAGUCAAAUGAAGUGACUACAGAAGGUACGACUGACACCAACAGUGGACGUGGAUGCAAGUCGUUGCAAGAUGUGGGAGGCUUUGAAUGAAGUCUGCCUCUUGUCCGUUUUGCACCUACAGGAGAGUGCAGUGAUUUCUU